AUGUGGCGUAGUUUACCGAGUUUGAUGUCGUCGGCGGUGCGAUCUCAAAAUGUCGCUGCAACUCGGCAUUCCAGCACAAUGAAGCAAUUCUUCGACGACGAAGCGAAUUUCGGAAAAGCUGAGCUCCGCCCCAAGGCGCGGCCUGGAAGAUCAUGGACAGAGGAAGAAUUGCGACUGAAAAGUAACUCAGAUUUGCAUAAACUUUGGUACGUAUGCUUAAAAGAGCGAAACAUGCUGAUAACGAUGAAGAAGGCGCAUGUUUCACGUGCACGAAACAUGCCGAACCCAGAGAGAAUCGAUCGCGUUCAAGAGUCAAUGGAUCGAAUCGAAACAGUGGUUCAUGAGAGAAACGAUGCUGUAUUCAAAUUGGAAACUGGCGAAUCGGCUGAUCCAAGAAAGAGAACCAUCACUUCUUUCGCCGGAUUCACUUAUGAAAAACAAGCAACAGAGCAUUACUCCCCACCACAGCCCGGAAAGAAAAAAUACGAAACGCCAUAUCUUGACGACGACGCCUACAUGAUGCAGAAGCUUUGGCAGGAGAAGGAAUUCUUUAAGAAUAGAGACAGGCUGGACGAUGAGAAGAGACGGGCUGCUCGAACAGAAGAUAUGGACAGAUUUAAGAGAGGAGCACCACGGGUUUUCAAUAGAUAA
This is a messenger RNA of Caenorhabditis briggsae, 651 nucleotides long. RefSeq names its product Protein CBR-MRPL-47 (gene Cbr-mrpl-47). Gene Ontology annotation, molecular function: structural constituent of ribosome. Bases 1 to 651 code for a protein of 216 amino acids. The transcript is spliced from 5 exons. The record is from RefSeq and is a predicted model, not a curated record. NCBI's taxonomy places the organism in Eukaryota, Metazoa, Nematoda, Chromadorea, Rhabditida, Rhabditidae. Gene Ontology annotation, cellular component: mitochondrial large ribosomal subunit; mitochondrial ribosome. Gene Ontology annotation, biological process: mitochondrial translation.